This is a messenger RNA of Betta splendens (Siamese fighting fish), 6504 nucleotides long. It is a transcript of the gene pks1, whose product is annotated as polyketide synthase 1. Lineage: Eukaryota; Metazoa; Chordata; Actinopteri; Anabantiformes; Osphronemidae. Gene Ontology annotation, molecular function: fatty acid synthase activity; phosphopantetheine binding; 3-oxoacyl-[acyl-carrier-protein] synthase activity. Bases 178 to 6489 code for a protein of 2103 amino acids. The record is from RefSeq and is a predicted model, not a curated record. Gene Ontology annotation, biological process: fatty acid biosynthetic process. The transcript is spliced from 7 exons.
UUUCAAACAAAGGCAUUGUUGAAGCUCAAAUAAAGGCGCUUAUUAAAGUUUCAGAUGAAGUCAGCUGAGACGUAGCAAGACAGGGCACUGUUGUCUGCUGCCUGCUUUUCACUGAAGCGUGGUGCAGUUUUAUAAAAGAAAAUAACACCUGCAGAAAGGAAUCACAACCAGGACACAAUGGAGGACUCUGAGGAUGACAUAGCAGUCAUCGGCAUUGGAUGCAAUUUCCCUGGAGGUUUGACUCUAAUCUCUAAUGUAUCAACUGUUUGUCUUUACCGGAGGUUUAUCGCUGCGCUUUGUUUUAUGUCAGGUCAAACACUGGACACAUUCUGGAGGGUUUUGUUGGAGGGAAAGAACUGUGCAGUAGAUAUUCCAGCAGAGAGGUUUGAUACCAGUUUAUGGUAUGAUGCUGACAGUAGGAAAGCUGGAAAGACACAAACCACCAAAGCAGCUCUCAUAGAAGGCUUUAAUGAACUUGAUCACAAGUUUUUUGGCAUCACUGAAGCGGAGGCCGAUUUGAUGGACCCCCAGCAGAAACUCCUCCUUCUUUGCACAUACAGAGCUUUGGAAGAUGCCGGUUUGGCAAUGGAACGCAUCAGUGGGAGCAGAACUGGGGUUUACAUAGGACUUAUGAACAGGGAUUAUGAGAUGCUCCGAAGUGUCAGUCCCACUACAAUUACACACUACAGUGCCACUGGGACGGCCAUGAGUGUAGCUGCCAACAGAAUUUCCUUCACAUUUAACCUCACCGGGCCGUCGUUCGCCUUAGACAGUGCCUGCUCCUCUUCGUUGGUGGCUGUCCACUUAGCCUGUCAGGCCAUAAAACAAGGAGACUGUGAGAUGGCUCUGUGUGGAGGUGUCAGCUGUAUAAUAGAGCCUCGAGUGUUUGUGGCUCUCAGCAAAGCAAAGAUGGUGUCACCUGAGGGAACCAGCAAACCGUUCUCCAGCAGAGCAGAUGGAUAUGGCAGAGGAGAGGGCUGCGGAGUGGUUCUUCUAAAACCUCUGAAAAAGGCUACAAGAGACCACAACAAAAUCUGGGGGAUUAUCAGCAAAACUGCUGUCAACCAAGAUGGACGCUCAGUGUCUCCCAUCACCAAACCCUCCAUGGUUCAACAGGAGGAGCUCCUGCGACAAAUCUACUCCCAGUCUGACAUCGCCAAUGUGCAGUACGUGGAGGCUCACGGGACGGGGACUCCUGCUGGAGACCCAACGGAGGCGGGAAGCAUCGCUAACGUCAUCGCUAAAGCCAGACCUCCUGGUUCAGAAACGCUGAGGAUCGGCUCCGUGAAGAGCAACAUCGGACACACUGAGUCAGCAGCUGGAGUAGCCGGGCUCAUCAAGGUACUGUUAAUGAUGAAGCAUCAGACUAUAGUCCCCUCUGUGUUCUACUCUGAAGACAGCGCCAGUGUAGAUAUGAAAGCACUGAGGAUUAGUAUUCCCACUAAAGCUGAAUGCUGGGAGACAAAUGGGUCUGAAGAAAGGAUGGCUGGCGUCAACAGCUUUGGGUUUGGAGGCACCAAUGCCCAUGUGAUUGUUAGAGAACACAUGACUACAGAGGUCGAACAGAUUCCAAAGGGCUGCCCAAAAAUCCUCGUGAUAUCUGCAGCCUCUGAGAAAUCAUUUACCCUCACCAUCACUGACACCCUGCAGAGGCUACUUAAUCAGCCAGUUGACUUGUGGGCUCUCACGUACACCUCAGCAUGUGGGAGGACUCAUUCCAGACACAAAUACAGGAAGGCUUUCCUGACCUCAUCCCUCUCAGAUUUACAGCAUCAGCUCACACCUUUUCUGGAGACGAAGGUGGAAUCCUUCAGGCCGGACAUGCAGGUGGUCUUCGUAUUUUGUGGGAAUGGCGUUGCCUACAGGGGCAUGUGCAAGCAGCUACUGAGAGACGUCCCCGUUUUCAGAGACACAGUCACAGAGGUUGAGAAAGCCUUUCAGAGACAUAAAAGCAUUGGUCUUACCAAAUGGCUUUCUGGCGAGUGUGGUGAUCUCAGCAAGCCAGACAUUGUCCAGCCUCUUCUCUUUGCAGUCCAGGUGGGCCUUGCUAAUGUUCUGAAGACCUGGGGUAUCAAACCCGACGCCGUGCUCGGCCACUCUGUAGGCGAGGUGGCCGCAGCUCACUCUUCUGGCCUCUUGUCUCUGGAGGACGCUGUUAAAGUGCUGCACCACCGCAGUUCUCUGCAGAGCAAGGUCACUGGCGGGAAAAUGCUCGUAGUGAGCAACAUGGCUGUCGAAAAAAUUAUAGAAAUGCUUCAAGUCUUCUGUGGUAAAAUCUGCGUUGCGGCUUUCAACAGCCCUCAGUCGUGCACGCUGUCAGGAGAUGGAGACGCUAUAGACGUCCUCCACAAGAGUCUGAGGGGUCUGUGUACAGAUAAAAGACUCUUCCUCCACGUCUUGGAUGUUCCAGUGGCGUAUCACAGCCACCUGAUGGAUCCGAUACUAGAUGACAUUGAAAGAAGCAUCGGGCUUUUAGAUGCCAACACCAUGGAGUGCAAACUUUUGUCGACCGUGACUGGAGGCUGGUAUUCAGAGGGUGACUUCUGCUCUGGCACCUACUGGGCUAAGAACAUCAGGGAGCCUGUUGUGUUUGAACAGACACUGCGUGCUGCUACCAAAGACAAGGAAGCGCUAAAACACGUGGUCUUUGUGGAGAUCGGUCCUCGUAGAGCUCUGCAGAGGAACAUCUGUGAGACUCUGGGCAGCGAUGCCUUAGUUAUUCACUGUGCCCAACCAGGGAGAGAUUAUGACGCUUUGCUGUCUGCUGCGGUGAGGCUGUUUGAACUGGGCAUAGACGUGGACUGGCAUCAGCUCUACAAGGGAUACGAGACCUCGCCCGCAGCCUUUCCAGUCUAUCAAUUUGAAACUCUGAAAAAGUCGUUAAAUUUUGGAGAGGUGAGAAGAGGGGACGUGUCAUUUGCAUGUCCACCCCAUGCGUUCACGUCCCCCAAACACCCUAACAACAAGGAGAGCGUGUAUGUGUGUAACCUCGCCAUAGCCACAGCCCCGUACCUUUGGGAGCAUAAAAACAAUGGUGCUUCCAUUUUGCCAGGAGCAUUUUAUGUGGACCUAGCUUACGCCUCAGUCAUGACAAGUCUAGGCCCAAACAAACUCAUGUCACUGCUCCAACUCAGUCUUACAUUUGAGAGUCUGUUUACACUCACCUCAGACUGUCACCAGCUGAAGGUGACACUCGAGCAUGACGAGAAGGUGGGGUCAUUUAAAAUACAGUCUGACGCCACGACACAUGCCUCUGGCACGUACGUGUACUCAGGUUGCCCACCGCUGUUAGAGGAGCCAAAUAUUUGUAUUGACACAAUCUCUCAAAGAUGCAAAUUGGUUAUGAAGAGGAGAGAAAUCUAUUCCAUUCUUUCGCAGGCAGGGUUUGAAUAUGGCUCUGUCUUCAAACAGCUGCAUGAUGUGCAUUUUGGAGAGGAGUUUAAAGAAGCUGUGACAACACUCCAGGUCCUGGGAGAACUUCUCGAAGACUUACAUGACUAUUUCAUUCACCCUGUGCUAUUAGACUAUUUCUUGCAAAUGACUGCAGUGGUAGCAAUCGGGCAGCUAACAACCAGGCAGGGAUUCCCUUCAGCUAUUGGCAGCAUAUCCAUUUCAGGAGCACUACAGGAGAAAAUGAUCCUGUACUUGCGAGCAACUCAAGACACUCCAGACUUCCUGGAGGUUUGUGGCUGCUUCUCCACCACAGAUGGGAAAGUGCUUGUGGAGCUUAAGGGUGUGAGGAUCUCAUUCAUGGGCAACUGCUCAAAUGUUUCUGAGUCGCUCUUUUUUCACAAUGAAAUAGCUGCAAUCAAAGACGAGAGAGAGUCAAACAAUUUUAAAAUAAAAGCACUAGUGUUUGGAGACAAACUUGGCAUUUUUGAAGGACUUAGGCCACAUUUACACCCAGAGUCAGUCAGUGUGGAGAACAGAGACUGCUGGAUGCCAGAAGAGCUUCACAACUUUUUGUGUCGCUCUCUUGACACUAAGACAGAUUUUUCUGAUAUAAUCUUCAUCUGGGCUGUGGAGGAUCUCAGUCACUUGUCAUCUGAGCAGAUGCUGGACUACUUGGUUACUUCCUGUGAGCUAUUUCGACAGACUGUUACAGCCUUGAGAAAGAGCAGACAUGCCUGCACUGUCCGUGUCAUAACCUACAGAGCCUCAGAAAUGACCGUGGACCACGUGAGUGCUGGCUCUGUGCUCUCUGGCAUGACCAGGGCUUGUGCAGCAGAGAUACCAGCGCUCUCUUUUCAGCUUAUUGACCUUGCUUCUGUCACCAGGGAAGACAUUUGCACCUUAGUCCACAUACUAAACACCUGCAAAAAGCAAGAGGUUAUGAUCAGCAGAGGACGGGCGUCUGCAACCAGAAUAGUACGGAGUCCGGUGGAGGAAACAGCUGCAUGUAGGGGAGAAGGGCCGUCGGUGUGUCUAAGCAACUAUGCUCUGCAGACAAGUGAUCCUUACAUGAUGUCUCACCUGUCUGCCGUCGCCUGUGACACAAACAGAAAGGCUGUCGAAGACAAGUCUGUGGAGAUUCAGCUCAUGAAUCUAUGCACACACUCGUCAGACUUCUUCCCUGUCACAACUUCACAUUUAAACUUCGGUAGGACGAUGUAUUGGAACAAGCACACGUCUAAGAACCACAGUCUUCUUGCUUUAGAUUAUAGCGGCAUUGUCACGGCUGUUGGUAAAGAUGUUGGUGAUGUACGAGUGGGAGACCACGUUGCUGUGUGUUACCCAGUUCUUGCUGCUGCACGCGUUCGAAUUCCUGAAGUGGCGUGUUACUGCACCAGAAGACUCCCGUUCCUCAAAGAGGCCCCUUGUGUGUCAUUUUACAUCGUGGCAUAUGAGAUCCUUGAGCUGAUGCAACCCGCAGUAAAACAACCACGCCCAAAGGUUGUUAUUGUCUCCUCAAAUCCAGCCUCUGCCAUGAUAAAGGUUUUAGCUCUGGCAGCAAACAGGUCGGGUUGGAAUGUUUCCACUCUGCAGCAUUUCAAAGGAGAACAGAUCCAUUUGGAUCAGGGCGAUGCGUUUGUGUUUCUGCCUCCGUUCGAACGCAGCUGGCAGCUCAUUCACGACCACAAGGACGCUGAUCGACACAUUGUUUUCGUGUGCGGGGAUCACAUGUCAGCAGACACGCCAGCGCUGCAGAGUGAUCACAUGCACAUUCAUAAUCUGGAUGUGCGUAAAGUUCUGCAGAAAGCCAGGCUACGAGCACAAAGCAGGAAGGUUUUUAAGUGGAUGAUGUCGUUGGGCUUUGAGUCAGCAUCUUUACCUCUGAAAAGGGAGGUUUUUCAGUUAUCGAGCAUUAAAGGGCCUCAGACCGAUGCAGGCAGUGAAUCUUACUUCACAGCAGCAACAGUGCAGCAAGUUGUUCUACAUCACAGGGAACCCGGCUGUUCAGUGUCUGGUGUCCCCUUACUGACACGUCCUGGACAGCUCUUCAAACAAGGUUGUGUUUAUAUUGUAAGCGGGGGACUUUCUGGCUUGGGAUUGGAGACAGUCAGGUUCAUUGUUCAUCAUGGCGGAGGCUUUGUUGCCACACUUUCCAGAAGCUCCCCAACGGACGAAACACAGUUUAAAAUGGACCUCCUCCAGAAAAGAUUUGGGGUCACCAUCGCCAACGUCCAGUGUGAUGUCUCGGUGUCACAGCAGGUGGUGGAUGCUGUGUCAGAGAUUCAGUUGAGAUUCGCUCCUCAUCCCAUCAGAGGAGUAUUUCACAGCGCCGCGGUGCUGCACGACGCCCUGAUCGAAGGGUUAGAUGCGUCGGCCUUCCGAAAGGUGCUGCGGCCCAAAGUCAGCGGCGCUCUGAACCUCCACUACGCAACGCUGCAUAGCCAGCUGGAUUUCUUUGUGUGCUACUCCUCCAUCUCCUCAUUCAUUGGCAACGCCUCCCAGUGCAACUACGCUGCAGCAAAUUCUUUCCUCGACACGUUCUGCCAUUAUCGUAGAAACCUGGGGCUCGCCGGCCAGUCCAUCAACUGGGGGCCUUUGAACCUCGGCCUCUUGUUAAACCAAGGCCAUUUCCAGAAGUUCCUGGAAGCAAAGGGGAUGAAGAUCAUGGAUGUCUGUGAAGUGCAUGAAGCGCUUAGAAAGUGCCUUUUAAUUAACAGAGCGCAACAGGUGAUAUGCAAGUUUAACUUCAGGAAUCUGAACAUUCACGUUCUGUCACAAAACGCCUCCCUCAGGGAACGACUGUCACCUCUGGUGGAAAUGGAGCUUAAAGACAAUGUUAGAGUGGAGCAGAGCUUUCAGAGCUCAUCAUCCACACAUGAAACUGUCAAAAGCGUUGUCAGUCAGAUAAGCGGUGUUGGCGUCCAUGAGCUGGACAGCGACUCCGCUCUGAGCUCACUCGGUAUUGAUUCAAUGUUGGCCAUGACUCUACAGAACAACAUCUUCCAAGAGACUGGAGUGAAUGUCCCUCUGGUUAGAAUACUGAACCCUCACAGUACACUCAGUACUGUAGUGACCUUUGUGCUCAAUAAUGGAUAAGUUGAUGUAACAUAU